CAUAACCACAGAUGAAAUAAGGAUGCUUGUGACUCUUUUCUUCUGUUUAAAUCAAGUGAUUCCCAAUCCUGCUUCCACAUAAAAGCUCCUCCUGCUCAUGCACAAUUAAUGGACAUUUUCUCAUCAGUAUCUAGUAAUACUGUGGAGGCCUUUUUUACACAAAUUUAUAGUUAAAUUAUUCAGAUGUCUCUGCACUCUGCUUUUUAUGAUAAUAUGCAUCACUGCUGUUUUAAUAUAAACCGAUACACAAUUCACAAUAUAUUUCUUCUUUGUCCUGAGGUCCUCUUUGUUGACAGAAUUUGUCUUCUGGCUUUUGUCUUCAAUUAUCAUGACUACCUCUAUUACCUUCAGGAAACAUAAAAGGAAGAAAAUGUUUUGAUUGACAAGCAAACCUACACACCAGUAUGUAGCUGUAUGAAUUAAUGCACACUUAUGCAUGCACACACAGAUAAACACUAUCUAUCUAAUAGUAGCUAACCAUUGUGACUAGCUGCAAAUAAAAUAUACAUAAAUAACACACAUACACACACAGUUCAUACAGUAAUGUAUUCUAACCUAAAGUUAGCUUUGUUAGCUAUUCAUUUGUUGAUACAUGAUAUAAUUAGAUGUACUCUUUCACAUGGAUGAAACGUAGUCAUGGAUGAAAUGCAUACAAACACAAUUCUUUGGUAAAUAAAGAUUAUUAUUACAAGUGGUCUAUGUAAAAUACCAUUCUAAAUGUGUGACACUUAUGAUAUAGCCCAGUUGCUAAGAAUCAGUUGUUCCCAUGAAAUUAUAUAGGAAUUGGAAGCUUGGUGUAGCACGAUAAUAAAAAAAUAUUUUGUAACAUGUAAAAAGGUAAAUUAAAAAAUUUGGUGGCAUGAUAUUAAUAACAUGUUUCUGAGGAAUACUUGAAAUAUGAAAUAAUAAAAAAUUAUAUUAUGAAGAUAUUGCAAGAAAAGAGCAUACUGUAUUUAAAAUCCUUUAAUUUACCUCAAAAUGACCAGUUUGCUUUAUAAUCUGGUGCGUCUUGUGUAUUAAUUCUACCAGUCAGCGCUAGCCCUUCAAUGUCCUGGAGCAGCAUUAGCAUUACCUAGUAACUGCGCUAAACAUUAGUUCUUUCGCCAUUUAGAGGUAAGUAUAAUCAGCCUGUAGCCUGCUGCUAACUCCGGCUAGCACUGCUGGAGCAGCAUUAACAUUACCCAGUAACUGCGCUAAACGUUAGUUCUUUCGCCAUUCAGAGGUGAGUAUAUCAGCCUGUAGCCUGCGUGUUUACCAUGUUAAAAGAAGCUGCAUGGGACGAAUCGCCAGCUAAUAUAGGCCUGGCUUACCGAAACAUUUAGGGUUCCUCAGUGUAGCGCUGUCGGGCAACAUAGUGCUAGCAGUUAGUCACUAAUGCUUCAGCCUUUGUGGAACUUUGGAAAUCUAAGCUUACUGUAAAAAAACAGAAGCACUCACCCAAAUAAACAGUUUUCAGGAGAGAAAUUUGUGUAGAUUAACAUCUAGCGCUUGUUUGACUUUAUAAGAUUUUAAAAAUAAUUAGUUAAACAGUUUUGUUUACUUAGCUUAGCUUUACUUAACUUAGUUACCCUAACUCAGUAUAGCCUGUUGCUGAAGGCACACAAUCAUGUUUGUCUAUUAUGUUUAAACAUUACAGAUUUCUGUAAAAGAAUUAACAUUUAAACACCAACUGUGUUCAGGGACAUCCAGCCCCAAAAUGUAUCAAUCCAGUGACAAACUGUAACAAUAAUUAAUCAGUCCCUAAAGACCUUAGACCUCACCAACAGACUCUAAACAUUCUCAUCAUGAGGAGAAGAGUUGAUACAACUGUUGCCUCUGGAAAGACUGAGAGGAAUCUGGUAGAGGACAAAGCUGUGGAAGUGCGAGCAAGGUCUUCAUGGAGAGUGUGGGUAAAAUGGAUGUUCCUGGUGCUCUGUGUUCUGUAUACAGCCUCACGGGUUAUACCACGCCUCUUUCCUGCGUUUGUACAGCACAUGGUUUAUUCACAUGCUAUAUUGUGGUUCGUUGACCUGAGUCGUCCGGCUGACCUCGCUCUUAAUCACACCAUUAAUAUGUACCUGAGCUCUGAAGAGGGGAUAACACUGGGCGUGUGGCACACUGUGCCUGAGCACAAGUGGAAGGAGGCGCAGGGGAAGGAUCUGGAGUGGUAUGAGAAGUCUUUGGGUGAUGGGUCGCCUGUUUUCAUCUAUCUACAUGCAAAUAGAUAUAACAGAGCUGCCCCCCAUCGGAUAGGAGUUGCCAAUCUCCUCAGUUCUCUGGGUUAUCAUGCUGUGGCUAUGGACUACAGAGGAUUUGGAGACUCCACUGGUGAGCCCACAGAAAAAGGACUGCUUACUGACUCCCUCUACCUGUACCACUGGGUAAAGGCCCGCAGUGAACACAGUCUGGUGAUCAUGUGGGGACACUCAAUAGGUACACUUGUCACAACUAACACUGCAAUGAAACUACAGGAGCAAGGAAACCCUGUUGAUGCGGUGAUAAUUGAAGGUUCAUUUACUGAUUCCAUACGCAAGAGACCUGGCCAUCCUUUUGAUUGGUUCUACUGGAGGUUUCCCUACAUUCAGUACUAUAUCCUGGGCCCCAAAGAAAGCAAGCGUUCAGCCUCAAAUGAAGAUAAUUUGAAGAAAAUGAAAACUCCUCUUUUAAUGCUUCAUGCUGAAGAUGAUAAGGGGACUCCAUUUACAAUGGCUCAAGAGCUUUACAGCGCAGCCAGAAGUGCCCCGAAUUCAAAAGACAGAGUCAAGCUUGUGUCGUUUGAUGGAUCUCUUGGAUAUGGUCAUAGUGGACUCUACAGGGACCCUGCAUUGCCUGGUAUUUUAAGGGAGUUCGUGAAGUCACUGACAGACCAUUGACACUGAUGAAAAAAGGAUGUUUGUGACCAGGUUUUGAUCUUCACAUAUUGAAAUCCACUGGUUCUUAGUUCUAGUUCUUUAAUAGCUCUUCUUGCUCACAUACCUGAUGCUGUAAAGAGGCUGUACUUAAUGCAGGUUUAUCUAGUUGCACUGAAGGGAGCUGCUAGCUGUUCUUAAAAAUAGCUAAAUUAAACAUUUGUUUUAUAUUUGUUUUAUACUCCUUCCAUGUUUUAGACUUAAUUGAAAAUAAAUUAAUAACAAACAUUAGUUUGCAUACUUGAUAGCUCUAAAUGGUUCUGUUUGAUACAGCUACAGAUGAAAAUUAUGAAUACACCUGUUUUUAUUUAGUUGUUAAAAAAUCUAAAUCAUAAUUGAGAAUUGCUAUUAUAUUUGAAGAAAAUUUAGGUUUUUGUUACAGUAUUAACAAGCCCUUGUAACUACAAACUAUAUCAGCUAAGUUCACUUGUCUUUUGUUAGCGCUUAAUAAUGGGCUAAUAUUGAAUAAAGCUUUUAUUACAUUACAAA
This is a messenger RNA of Astyanax mexicanus (Mexican tetra), 3377 nucleotides long. Its product is annotated as lysophosphatidylserine lipase ABHD12. Gene Ontology annotation, cellular component: endoplasmic reticulum membrane. The record is from RefSeq and is a predicted model, not a curated record. The transcript has 13 exons. Gene Ontology annotation, biological process: phosphatidylserine catabolic process; monoacylglycerol catabolic process. Lineage: Eukaryota; Metazoa; Chordata; Actinopteri; Characiformes; Acestrorhamphidae. The coding region runs from base 1785 to 2852 and encodes 355 amino acids. Gene Ontology annotation, molecular function: monoacylglycerol lipase activity; phosphatidylcholine lysophospholipase A1 activity.